AUGAAUCAGGGCCAUAAUUAUGCGCCUGAACGCCGUUCUGACUCCCGAUUACCGUUCGUACCCACUCCAUACACACCAGAAGAACAAAAACGAAUUCUGGAAAAGCUAGAAAGAAUCUUAGGACCAGAAUACGUAAGUUUCCGUCCUGGUGGAAAUGGCCAGAAGGUGUCGUAUAUUGAAGGAUGGAAAGCACUUAACCUCGCAAAUGAGAUAUUUGGGUUUAACGGCUGGUGCACCGAGCUUGUUGGAUACCAAGUAGAUUAUCUCGAUACAAGCCCAAACGGAAGGAUCUCACUUGGAAUUUCUGUGGUGGUAAGAUUGACACUCAAAGACGGCACAUUUCACGAGGAUUUUGGUUACGGUUUCAUUGAUAAUGCAAAGAGUAAAUCGAUGGCAUUUGAAAAGUGCAAGAAGGAAGCAUUUACAGACGCGAUCAAGAGAUGUCUACGUUGCUUUGGUAAUGUCCUCGGUAAUUGCUUAUAUGACCGCACCAUUCUUCCGAAAAUUCAAAAGAUGCAUCUUCCCCCAAUAGACCCCACUCCCAGCCAAUUUCACCGCGAGCCUGAACUUGUAAAGCGAGAGAAAAAAAAGGAAGAUGCAGCUCGUAACAACCUGCGUCCCAAUGUGGCUCCACAGACUACUAACAGGGCAGAACCAGCACCAGAGCCCACGGCUGAGCUCAAGCAUGAAGUUGACGAUUUCGACGAUUCGUUCAUGUUUUCUGAUGACGUGGACCAUAAUGGAAUAGACGAAUACGAACUUCAGAUGCUUGAGGCACGAGAUCAGGUAAAAGAGAGCACCGAUACCAGCGCAAACGAUAACGAAAAACCACAAGAAAUCAAUGAACACCAUACCACUACAGAACCCACAGAACCCGCAGCCCAAGUGGCCCAGGAUAUACCUCCAUCUGUAUUCGUGAGUGCGAGAAAAGUUGACGAUAUACGGCAAUCAAAGAGCGAAGUCACCCUGUACGACACCAAAUAUGUUUCCCCCAGUAUACGUCGAACAGUUGAUCCUAACAAGUCUGUGCCUAUAAAGAGGACCACAGGCUCAGCGGCACCAGCACCACCAGCACCUAAAUCUCCAGCAGCGACCUCUGCGGCCAUGCAACCAGUAGAGCCUAAUAGUGGGUACGCCGAUCCUCCCAUUGGAAAACGACAACUUGGUCGACCUCCGUCCCAGCGCAUACUGAAGAGACUCAAAUCCAGUGGCGAGUCCAGCGAUCAAGAAAACAAGGUCCCCACCGAAUUUCCAUCGUCGUUUAGUAACUGA
Molecule: messenger RNA, 1272 nt
Organism: Meyerozyma guilliermondii ATCC 6260
Lineage: Eukaryota; Fungi; Ascomycota; Pichiomycetes; Serinales; Debaryomycetaceae
Gene: RAD52
Product: recombinase
Exons: 1
Coding region: 1-1272 (423 amino acids)
Biological process (GO): mitotic recombination; double-strand break repair via single-strand annealing; double-strand break repair via homologous recombination
Cellular component (GO): nucleus
Source: RefSeq, a predicted model, not a curated record